AUGUCGUUUUCUUUGAAGGUACUGUCGCUCCUUGGGGCCCUGGGCGUGCUCUCUUCUUCUGUGUCUGCGGCCAAUGACACUCUGUUUUCAUCCACUAAAGGGAAGACCUAUGACUACAUUAUUGUAGGAGGAGGACUUAGCGGUCUGGUUGUUGCUAAUCGUCUGACUGAGGAUAGGAACGUUUCUGUCCUGAUCAUCGAGAAUGGUGUGAUCGACAACAGACCUUCCACCAAGGUCCCCUACUAUGCCAACAUAAAUGUGGACAACUACUAUCCUAUCACUUCUGCUCCGGAACCAUUCAUGCAUAACAAGACAUGGAGUGUACAUGUAGGAAACGUCGUGGGCGGAGGUUCUGUCAUCAACGGCAUGCAGUUCGAUCGCGGUUCCGACGCUGACUACGACGCAUGGGAGCAGCUAGGAAGCCCUGGGUGGGGCUUCAAAGGUCUCGCAAAGUACUUCAAAAAGUCCACCCACUUUGAUGGCCCAUCGGAGGCGACUCGCAAACGACUUAACAUCACGUACGAUGCGCGAGCGUAUGGAGAUGGCCCGUUGAAGGUUUCCAUCCCGAGUUAUCAGUACGAAGAUUACAAGGACAUCAUGGGAUCGUUCCUUGCCGAGAAUAUUUCACAUUCGCAGGAAGGAUUCGCAAGACCACUAGGCACAUUUUGGACCCCGAACACAAUCGACAACUCGACCAAAGAACGUUGCCAUGCUCGUGUUGCGUAUUACGAUCCAGUGCAACAACGCUCUAACCUACAUCUCCUAACCAACACGCACGUUGACGAGAUCAUCUUCACCGGUGGCAGGAGGUUGGGCGCAAGCGGUGUCAAGAUGACCUCUAACACUGACUCCAACACGGGCUCCGUCUACGCGGCCAAAGAAGUCAUCCUUGCCGCUGGCGGAGUAUUCACUCCCCAUCUCCUCAUGCUCUCUGGUAUUGGACCCAAGGACGUCCUUGCCGCAGCGAAGAUCUCUGUCAAAAAGAAUCUCCCAGCUGUGGGAUCUAACUUCCAAGACCACCAAGCCCUAUACAUGAGAUACAAUCUCUCCAACCAAUCGAUCCCGAACCCAGACAUGCUCGUCGGCACCGCAGUAGACCAAUCCUUCAACGCCACCGCCGCCUUACUCUACGCAGCAAACCGCACCGGCCCCUGGACCUUCGGCCGCGGAAACGCCGCCGCCUUCCUCCCAUUCAAGCAAUUCUCCACCAACUACGCAAACAUCACCGCCCAGAUCUCAGCACAAAAUCCACUCGCCUACCUCCCUACGCGGUACGCCAACAACAAAGCCCUCCUCAAAGGCUUCCUCGCCCAGCGCACCAUCUUGAUCGAGCACUACCUCUCCGACAACGCAGCAACAGGUGAAUACCCCAUCCAGCCCUGGGGCCGCGCAACAACCGCAGUCCAAAAGCCGCUCUCCCGCGGCACGCUGGUGCUCAACGCCACGCACCCCUCCGCAAACCCCAUCGUCGUCCGUAACGCCUUCCAAAACCCGGUCGACAAGAUGGUGCUCGGCGAACUCGUCCGCUGGAACCGCAGGCACUGGACGCAGCAGCCCCUUCUGCAGCGCUUCAGUCCCGUUGAAACCGUGCCCGGCGCCCAAUAUCAGACUGAUGAGGAGAUCUUCGACGCCAGUAUCACCGCCGGCGUGCUGGAUCCGACGUAUGCGCACUCGAGUGGAGCGUGUGCGCUUAUGCCGGAGGAGCUGGGCGGGUGUGUGGAUCCGACGUUGAGAGUGUAUGGGGUGCAGAAUCUGAGGAUUGUGGAUGCGAGCAUUUUGCCGAUGAUUCCCGCGGCGCAUCUCCAGGCGACGAUGUAUGCUGUUGCGGAGAAGGCUGCGGAUAUCAUCAAGGCUCGAUAGAUAGAUAACCGGGUAGGAUAUUGGAUGUAUACAUUAGC
This is a messenger RNA of Dothidotthia symphoricarpi CBS 119687, 1898 nucleotides long. Its product is annotated as GMC oxidoreductase. Lineage: Eukaryota; Fungi; Ascomycota; Dothideomycetes; Pleosporales; Dothidotthiaceae. Gene Ontology annotation, molecular function: oxidoreductase activity, acting on CH-OH group of donors; flavin adenine dinucleotide binding. Gene Ontology annotation, biological process: secondary metabolite biosynthetic process. Bases 1 to 1860 code for a protein of 619 amino acids. The transcript has 3 exons. The record is from RefSeq and is a predicted model, not a curated record.